CUAGAGAGCUGCUCGCAGCUUGGUCUGUGCGUUACAUAACAGUACUGCGGGUCCGCUGUGCAGGCAGUCAGUGUAGGUUCACCUCCACUCAUCGGUUUACUUCUUCACAAUGGCAGCUCCGAAGAAAGUCUGCAUAAUUGGCUCGGGAAAUUGGGGGUCUGCCAUUGCCAAGAUAGUGGGUGCCAAUGCUGCACAGAUUUCAACAUUUGACAGCACCGUAAAAAUGUGGGUGUUUGAGGAGACUGUGAAUGGGCGCAAACUGACUGAAAUAAUCAACACUGACCAUGAAAAUGUGAAGUACCUUCCUGGGCAUAAGUUACCAACAAAUGUGGUGGCUGUCCCAGACCUGGUGGAGGCGUCCAGUGACGCAGACAUUUUGGUGUUUGUGAUCCCGCACCAGUUCAUUGGGAAAGUAUGCGACACCAUGAAGGGCAAGAUAAAGAGUGAUGCGCUGGGGAUAUCCCUCAUCAAGGGUGUAGACGAGGGGCCUGAUGGACUUAAACUAAUCUCAGAUGUGAUCCAGGAGAAGCUUGGUAUCACCAUGAGUGUGCUGAUGGGGGCCAACAUUGCCAAUGAAGUUGCUGAUGAGAAGUUUUGUGAGACCACUAUUGGGUGUAAGAAUAAAAACCAUGGGGCCCUCCUGAAGGAACUCAUGCAGACCAACAACUUCAGAGUUACUGUAGUAGAAGAGUAUGAUGUGGUGGAAAUCUGUGGAGCCUUGAAGAACAUCGUUGCGGUUGGAGCAGGUUUCUGUGACGGUCUGGGCUACGGUGACAACACAAAGGCAGCAGUGAUCAGGUUGGGCCUGAUGGAGAUGAUUGCCUUUGCCCGCAUUUUCUGCACUUCUGGGCCCGUGUCCUCCGCAACCUUCCUGGAGAGCUGCGGCGUGGCUGACCUCAUCACAACUUGCUACGGCGGCCGCAACCGCAAAGUAGCCGAAGCUUUUGUAAAGACGGGGAAGUCCAUUGAGGAGCUGGAGAAAGAGAUGCUGAAUGGUCAGAAGCUGCAAGGACCGGCAACGGCAGCGGAGGUUUAUCUCAUCCUCAAGCACAAAAACCUAACUGACAAGUUCCCUCUGUUCAAUGCAGUGUAUCAGAUCUGCUAUCAGGGCCAUCCAGUCUCAGAGUUCAUAAGCUGCUUGCAGAACCACCCAGAGCACAUGUAAGAACAGCAAACAGACCAAGUGCCUUCUAAAUUAAGAACAUCCAUUACCUGUCAGAAAUAAAUGAGAGCUGACCAGUCACUCCAUAGCUGUCGUGCAACUAAAUGUGGUUGCACAACGUGUGUUCAACUCUGGUUCGACCACUUUGUCCUUAACAUUCUGUUUCUGACAUCUUUAAGUGCUUUCUUUUAUUUCCUGACGUAUAAUGAAACUUAAAGGAUCAUAUUUUUCUUUUACCAAGUGGUGUUUAGCUAGCUCUUUUAAUUCCUGAGAUUUAAAAAAUAUAUAUUUUAGCCAGAUGAAAUCAGAAUGCAUCAUGUUGCCAAAUUGAAAACACAUCAGAAAUACAGAUUUUAUAGGAUAUAAAAAUGAUUUGAAAAUGUUUGUUGAUGACACUGACUCAGCCCUCGACUGCCAUUCACUUAGUUUGUACAAUGUUUAUGGCACUGCAUCAUGCGUUCAGAUUUCGGCAGUGCAAACCGCUCAGGGUAAAGACCUGUUGACAUACUUCUAAAGAGGGAAUUAUCACUAUUAUCUAAUAUCUCUGUUGCCGUCCAGUGAAUGCCUGUCCAUUACCACAAGUUGUUUAAUUAUAGAUGUAAUACCUCACUUCAUUAUGUCUUUGUAUGUUUUAAAGUGUCUUACAUAAUUCACAUGAUAUUUCCUGUCUUGUACUGUAUAUUAACAUACUGUCAAACGCACAGCAACAGUUUUUAACUAAAUAAAUGCAAGUGCCUUAGAAUGCACCUUUGCUCUUGGCCAUUGUCUAUCUAUAAUGUAUAUUUUUUUUUGGGGGGGGGGG
Micropterus salmoides (largemouth bass) is the source of this 1964-nucleotide messenger RNA. Its product is annotated as glycerol-3-phosphate dehydrogenase [NAD(+)], cytoplasmic. Gene Ontology annotation, cellular component: glycerol-3-phosphate dehydrogenase (FAD) complex; cytosol. Gene Ontology annotation, molecular function: protein homodimerization activity; NAD binding; glycerol-3-phosphate dehydrogenase [NAD(P)+] activity. The record is from RefSeq and is a predicted model, not a curated record. NCBI's taxonomy places the organism in Eukaryota, Metazoa, Chordata, Actinopteri, Centrarchiformes, Centrarchidae. Gene Ontology annotation, biological process: glycerol-3-phosphate catabolic process; carbohydrate metabolic process. The transcript has 8 exons. Bases 110 to 1165 code for a protein of 351 amino acids.